Messenger RNA from Zea mays, 2079 nucleotides. Its product is annotated as beta amylase4. The transcript has 4 exons. Lineage: Eukaryota; Viridiplantae; Streptophyta; Magnoliopsida; Poales; Poaceae. Gene Ontology annotation, biological process: polysaccharide catabolic process. Bases 92 to 1711 code for a protein of 539 amino acids. Gene Ontology annotation, molecular function: beta-amylase activity. The record is from RefSeq and is marked validated.
CACACACACACACUGACACAAUUCCCUCUGCCGCACGCUCCGGCGGGAAGGCGCCUUCUCCCUCCCUCCUCUACUCUUCUGUCUUUCUCCAAUGGCGGCGAUUACCGCGCCGCCGGCCCCUCCCCCGGCCUCCACCUCAUGCCGCCUCCUCCGCCGCCGCGCGCCACUCACCCGCUUCGCCGCCUCCUCGUCCCCGUCCUCCCGCUUCCGCCCGUCCUCCUCCUCCUUCCCUGCCGCAGCCGGCAGCAGCAGCGGCGGCGGGGGCGAGAUCCUCCACGUGUCGCCGCCUCCCCCGCCCGCCGCGCCCCCGGGGGUUCCCGUCUACGUCACGCUCCCCGCCGACGCCGUCGACCCGGGGGGCCGCGUCGCGCGCCGCCGAGCCAUGGGGGCCUCGCUCGCCGCCCUGGCCGCCGCCGGUGUCGCGGGCGUCGCCGUAGAGCUCUGGUGGGGCGUCGUAGAGCGCCGCAGCCCCGGGGAGUAUGACUGGGCCGGCUACCUCGAGCUCGCCGCCAUGGCCCGACGCCACGGCCUCCGCGUGCGCGCCAUCCUCGCCUUCCACCAGUGCGGCGCCGGCCCGCAUGACCUGCCCUGGAUUCCUUUGCCGCAAUGGGUGCUUGAGGAGAUGGAUAAGAUUCCGGACUUGUCAUAUACCAAUAGAUACCAGAAGAGAAACAAAGAAUACAUAUCACUGGGAUGUGAUAUUCUUCCUGUUCUGAAAGGAAGAUCACCUAUGCAAGCUUACUCCGACUUCAUGAGAAGCUUCCACAAUACUUUUGAAGAUUACCUUGGGGACACAAUAACAGAAGUACAAGUUGGAAUGGGUCCAGGAGGUGAGCUUAGGUAUCCGUCAUACCCAACUGAGAAGCUAAAUCAGCCAGGCAGUUCAUCUGAACUUGGGGAAUUUCAAUGUUAUGAUAAGUUUAUGCAAGCUUCGUUGAGUGCUCGUGCACAGAUUUUUGUGUUACAACAGUGGGGCAAUGGCGGUUCAACUGGCACAGAUGGUUCACAGCAGAACCUUGAAGAAACGAGUUUUUUUCGCACCGAUGGAGGCUAUUGGAAUACACCUUAUGGUCACUUUUUUCUUAAGUGGUAUUCAGGAAUGCUUCUCCUCCAUGGAGAGAGGUUAUGCAUGAUAGCUGAUGCAAUCUUCUCUGGUACUGGUGUGACCAUCUCAGGGAAGGUUGCUGGAAUACAUUGGCACUAUUAUACUUGUUCACAUCCAUCUGAACUGACAUCUGGCUACUACAAUACUCUAUUAAGAGAUGGCUAUCUUCCUAUAGCUCAAAUGUUUGCCAAAUACAAAGCUACAUUGUGCUGCAGUUGUUUCGACCUGAGGGACGCAGAAAGAACAAAUUCUGAGAGCAGUCCCGAAGGUACUCUCCGGCAGCUUGCAGGUGCUGCUAAAAUGUGCAACCUUCCUCUUAAUGGUGAGAAUUCUGCGACAAGGCUGGAUGAUGCAUCACUGAAUCAAGUGAUAAGAAGCUCAAGGCUCUACUCAGGCCGUACUUCAGGAACAUCUUUUUCCUUUAACUAUGUUAGGAUGAACAAAAGCUUGUUUGAGUUUCACAAUUGGAAUCGAUUUACAAAGUUUGUUAGGCAGAUGUCAGAUGCCAGGACCUUUCUAGCAAGACUGUAUGUCAGGAGAGGGCAGCAAUACUUGUCUUCAAUGUCAGUUGUUUGGGUGGUUAGUCGGGCUUGUGCAUAUACAUGAAAGUUGUCAAAAGCUAUUGCGGAUAAUCUCAGCCAUAAAUGGUUCCACCACUGUGGAUGGAAAAGGUUUGCUCAGUAUAUGGCUCAUUUUUAGUUGCCAGAAGGGCAGGCAGGCUUAUAUGCUGAAGGCUGUACUGAUUUCAUGCAUAUGCAUGUAUUAGUUUCAUGCAUAUGUCAUCGCUGAACAAAAGUUUAUAGUUAUUUGUUGUAAAGUGGCAGACUGGCAGUGUUUUGCUGCCAACAAUAUUGAAUCGCACGAGGGUCCUGUUUAGCCAUUUUAGAAAUAAUUAGAUGGAGCUUCAUGUUUUCCCGUUACAAUAUGAAUGCUUUCAAACUAUAUCUGCCUAUGAAAAUAUGUAUACUUCCUCU